This is a messenger RNA of Desarmillaria tabescens, 1200 nucleotides long. RefSeq names its product PLC-like phosphodiesterase. The record is from RefSeq and is a predicted model, not a curated record. The transcript has 9 exons. Lineage: Eukaryota; Fungi; Basidiomycota; Agaricomycetes; Agaricales; Physalacriaceae. Bases 1 to 1200 code for a protein of 399 amino acids. Gene Ontology annotation, biological process: lipid metabolic process. Gene Ontology annotation, molecular function: phosphoric diester hydrolase activity.
AUGUUUAUAAAGCUAGAGAUCCCUCUGCGGUACAUCGCGAUCUGUUCCGCCUCGUCCUCCUCUUCAUUCCAGUGUCAGACUAUGCUGUGGUUCAGUUUACUACUUCUAUCGUUUCAAAUUCGAUCUAGUCUUUGUGCGUUGCCUCUUCGGGAUCAGAAUCCGACGGUUUUUGAUCUUCAAUCCCAUCGUGGCGGUAGAGGAGAAACUGUAGAAAGCACGCUUCCCAGUUUUGCUUGGGGACUGAUCCAUGGUGCCAAAACUUUGGAAUUGGACAAUGGCAUUACCAAGGACGGAACCGUGAUUGUCUGGCAUGAUGAGAAUAUUGUCGCAGAAAAGUGUCUAGAUACGGCACCAGCGUUUGAAGGCGAUUGGGACUACCCUUACGUUGGGAAAUACAUUGCCAAUCUCACCCUCGCGCAGCUUAAAACAUUGGACUGUGGUUCUCAAAGGCUGGAUGGUUUCCCCCAACAACUCACUUAUCCUGGAACGAAACUGUCUACUCUCGAAGAGUUAUUUGACUUUGUUGACUGCGUGGAUACGGAGCAUAGAAUGCUCUUUAAUAUCGAAUCCAAGAUUGACGCUGAUUACCCCAACCGGACUCGUUCAGUCGAUGACUUUGUGGAAUAUCAAUACGCUGCUUUUGCCAAAAGUCCCUACCUCUACUCUAUCACAUAUCAAAGUUUUGAUUGGAGAACACUCAUUGGCAUGAAGUCAAAAAAUUCGGCAAUUACGACUGCUGCGCUUAUCUCUUCAGGAACAGCGGUUGGCGCCGAUAAUAAUGCCUCUGCGUGGUUAGCAGGCCUGAAUCUGGACUCUUUUCGGGGUGCGACACAGGGUGAAAGGGUAGCAAGGGCCGCUGAUGCCAUCGACGCUGACAUUCUUUCGCCGUCUGAUGUUUCGGAUAAUUCACCUGUAGAGGACCCAAACAAGGAUGGUUUUAUAUAUUUCACCACUGAAGAGAUGAUCUCGACAUCCCAUUCGCUUGGUAGAGAGGUCAAACCCUGGACAGUCAAUCGGUUGAAUAUUGCUCAGCAGUUGUUGAUGUGGGGUGCGGAUGGAUUAAUCACCGACUACACGUCUGCCAUGAGGAGAUUUCUUGACCAGCAAAGAUACGAAGUGCUGCCUGGGUUUCCUGAGGACAAAGUGUUGCAAUGUCUGGCGCAGCAUAUCCAAAUUACAGCAGAAAACUCAUGUUUAUAA